Messenger RNA from Stegastes partitus (bicolor damselfish), 1565 nucleotides. It is a transcript of the gene zcchc17, whose product is annotated as zinc finger, CCHC domain containing 17. Gene Ontology annotation, biological process: RNA stabilization. Bases 97 to 849 code for a protein of 250 amino acids. NCBI's taxonomy places the organism in Eukaryota, Metazoa, Chordata, Actinopteri, Pomacentridae. The transcript is spliced from 7 exons. The record is from RefSeq and is a predicted model, not a curated record. Gene Ontology annotation, molecular function: zinc ion binding; RNA binding.
UGUUGUCGGACAGAUGUGUCCCGGAUGUAAACAGCUCGAGCUCUGCUAACACGAGAGUUCCAGUAACUCAUACGUGUGGUCUACCUCUGUGAGACGAUGUCUGACCGUGAUGGCCCACCGGAGCCAGCUGGACUGGACGGUCUACCUCCACUGUUCAGCAUUGCCAAAGGAGAGGUGGUGUCUGUACAAACAUACGGAGCCUUUGUUCGACUGCCAGGAUACAAGAAGGAAGGUCUGGUACAUGUGAGCGAGAUGUCAGCCUCCCGUGUUGAGAGUGCUUCAGAGAUUGUGGAUGUGGGGGAACAGGUGUGGAUUAAAGUCAUUGGGAGAGAGAUUCAGGGUGACAAGGUGAAGCUGUCCUUCUCCAUGAAAUGUGUCAAUCAAGGAACAGGGCGGGACUUGGACCCCAACAAUGUUAUGGCAGAUCAGGACGCAAGGAGGCGUAAGCAGUUUAGAGAUCAAACCGGCAACAGGAUCACACUGGAAGCUGUGCUCAACACGACGUGUUCAAAGUGCGGCUGCAAGGGUCACUUUACAAAGGACUGUUUCUCUGCUCCGGGAUUGCAGUACGCGCUUGUGCCUGAAGAGGACGACGAAGAGCCACAGCAGCAGCAGCAGCAGCCGACAUCCACAGUUGCACCACAGAAAGACUCAGACAAAAAGAAGAAAAAGAAGGAAAAGAAAAUGAAGAAGAAGAAGAAGAGGGAGAGAAAGGAGUCGGACAGCGACAGCAGCAGCAGCAGCAGCAAUGAAUGUAAAUCCAAGAGGAGGCGCCACGACCACAGUCAUGACAGGGAGGACAAAAAGAAGAAGAAACACAAAAAACACAAGUCGCACAAACACAGCUGAGACGACCGCAUGAGCAGACACACACCUACAGUCACCACACUGCAGCUAUCAGACAGACGCACAACGGGGAAGUGGGGAGAAACAGUGACUGGCGUCAAGCUGUGUGUCUUUUAAUAACGUCUCCACCAACAGCUUAUUAUAGAAAACCUUCAUGCAUUUAAGUUAAAGUUUCAAUUACUGUCUCUCCAUAGUAUUGGAAGCAGUUCCUGUAAAGUGCUGGAAAAGCAAAUAAAUAGGUCACAUGGCAAUCCUCACUUGUCCUGAAGUAACCUCUGGCUCCCCCACAGCCUGAAGAGUCUACACAUUAUUUGUAAUCUGAUAUUUGUAAGCAAUAUGGCAGCAAGUGGCCACCCCUUUCCAGAUAUUGUUUACAGCUAUCCGGUUUCCAAUAGUUCUCUGGGAAAUCCAUUUAGCUGACAUGACGGAGUAAAGCGACUCUUUUGGUGGGAUGAGGAGGGGGGGACGGCUAAAGAUCCUUUAAAUAACACACACAGGAAAUGUUUGAAACACAAACGGGAAGUGUAGUGCAGUAAGUUAACGUAACGGGAUCCUCAUUAUGUGGUGACUUCCCGAGGUUGUGUGCCACUUGUUGUGCAUUUGUGUGUACAUUGACAUGCAUGUGUUUUACUUCCAGGGAAAACCUCACAGCACACGCAAACCUCUUCCUGCAUGUCAACUGUUAACUCCAUUAAAGCUGUUUUUGUUUGUAAAGCUGA